Messenger RNA from Aspergillus calidoustus, 1215 nucleotides. Lineage: Eukaryota; Fungi; Ascomycota; Eurotiomycetes; Eurotiales; Aspergillaceae. The record is from the annotation of a GenBank genome assembly.
AAAUGAGGGGUUGAUGCCUUUGCUUACCUCGAGGUCGUCGGAGUCUACCGUAACAUCAUCUUCAAAAGACCGGAAGGCUUAGAAUCAACAUCGAUAUCCAGAUAAUCCUUGAACUAUGGCUUCUCUACCUUCGGCUUCUUGCUGCUACCAAGGUGUGAAGCAUGAGGGAACCGCGAAAGGCUCGUUGUCGCGCGUCGGAGACUUCGAAGUCUACACUGUGCAGCCUGAAGGCCAAACCUCUGACAAGGCUAUACUGAUUCUUACCGAUGUCAUCGGCCAUAAGUUCAUCAACGUCCAGCUUAUCGCCGACCAGCUGGCCGCAAAUGGCUAUUGUAGGUUGCGCCCAAAUGAACCUAGGGACGUGAACUUACUGGAAUAGUCGUGAUGAUCCCCGAGCUCUUUGAUGGCGAUCCGAUUCCACUGAAUCGUCCGGGCGACUUUGAUAUCGUGGCUUGGCGUGAUGGGAAAUACCACCCGCAGGGGAAAGCCCAUGCCCCGGAGAACAUUGAUCCCAUCGUUGAUGCUUGUGUCAAAGAAUUGCGAACCAGAUACGGAUUCAAAGUAUGUCCCAAGUGUUUCACAUUCUGGGCAGGUACUGACCCUUUGCAGAAAAUCGGGGCUAUCGGCUACUGCUUCGGAGCGAAAUACGUCGUUCGCCAUCUCCGACCAGAUCUCGGCAAACUCGAUGUCGGGUUCAUCGUGCACCCCAGCUGGGUAGGGGAAGAAGAAUUACACGCGAUUAAAGGUCCUAUUGCUGUCUCCGCAGCGGAGACUGAUGCCAUAUUCCCGGCCGAGAAGCGGCAUGAGAGCGAGAUAAUCCUCAAAGAAACUGGGGUGCCGUAUCAAAUCGCGCUGUUUAGCGGAGUUGCGCAUGGGUUCGCGGUUCGCGGUGAUCCGAACAAUCGUAGUGCUCGGUAUGCCAAGGAGAGCACCUUCUUCCACAGCCUCCAGUGGUUUGGGGAAUAUCUGAGAGAUGAAUGAGGUCCUGGCUGGUGGGGUAUCUGCAAGUGGGAAGACAGUUUAUCGUAACGACUAAUGGCUCAUGGAAGAAGAAUGUACCGUCAUUGGCAGCAGCACCAUAUCUGGAGGAUUGUGAUACGCACUGUCUGGAUUCUCUAGCUCACAUAGUAGUUCGGUUCCUAUGAGUAUCGACGUUCCUGUUGACUGUAUUGGUCCGAGGCAGUUCCUCUAAUAUGCGGAUAAACUGUUGGGGUA